Molecule: messenger RNA, 1095 nt
Organism: Maudiozyma barnettii
Lineage: Eukaryota; Fungi; Ascomycota; Saccharomycetes; Saccharomycetales; Saccharomycetaceae
Gene: NSE1
Product: Smc5-Smc6 complex subunit NSE1
Exons: 1
Coding region: 1-1095 (364 amino acids)
Biological process (GO): DNA damage tolerance; double-strand break repair via homologous recombination
Cellular component (GO): Smc5-Smc6 complex; nucleus
Molecular function (GO): ubiquitin-protein transferase activity
Source: RefSeq, a predicted model, not a curated record
AUGGAUAUUGAUUUAAAUGAUGAGUUGCAAAACUCAGUGCAAAUGACAAAGGAUGAUAAUUCAAAAUAUUUGCUACAAUAUAUACUGGCAGUACAAGGUGUUUGCCAUGAAAACGUGUUACUAUUAGCAUUAAUGAAAUUAAAGAUAGAUCAACAACAAUUCGAUAAGAGUUGGUCUAUAACCCAAUGGUUAGAUUGCUUGAAAAAAUAUAUUGAAGAGAUUAACGUUAAAUUGAGUCCAUUAUUGUAUAAAUUGGUAUUAGUGAAUCAUGACAUUGGGAAAGAUGCUGUAGAUGCACAUAUUAAACAAAAAUUCCAACAGUUUAUAUUAAGUGUAAAUCAUAUUAGUCUUAAUGAUUCUUUAACAAGUAAUAUGAUAGAUAAUGAAGCCAUGAUGCAAGUAGCUUCAGGAUCUCUUUCUUUACCACAAAGUAAUAAAUACUAUGUAUAUAUUAACACACAAUCUACUAAUGAAACCAAACUUGCAACAAAAUUUACUACAAAGGAAAUUGAAUUUAUUAAAUGGGCUAUUGAACAAUUUGUCACUCAAGGAGAUAUCAUUGAAUAUAAGCCUCCACAAUUAACCUCUAGUAUCAUUGGCAAUGUAAAUAAUAUUUUAAAUGAUAUCGAUUCAAAUGCAUUGACGACAGAAGGUUGGAAUCAUUUUAUUACUUAUUCAACUGGGUCUACACAAUUAUCCCAAUUUGCAGAUAUGUCUCCAUUAGAAGUAGAACAUGUCCUUCGACAAUUAUGUGAUUAUAAGUGGUUUUAUAGGACUUCCGAAGGUAAAUUUGGUAUGGAUAUUAGAUGUAUAGCAGAACUUGAAGAAUUCCUCGCAUCCACUUAUAACUUAAGUGCCUGUAACAUUUGUAAAAAAAUUGUUCAAAUUGGUGUUACUUGUGGUAAUAUCGAUGAACAUUUCAGUAAAGAAUACGAUGGUAGUGAUGAAGAUAACGAUACUGAUAAUGAUAAUGAUAAUAGUCCCAAAAAAAUGGUAUGGCAUGUCGAUUGUUUCAAAUAUUAUUUGGCUCAUGUGAGUCAUGAUUGCAAAGGAUGUGGAAAAUCAUUAUUGACUGGAGGUAUGUAUAUAUUAUAA